Messenger RNA from [Candida] anglica, 2074 nucleotides. The record is from the annotation of a GenBank genome assembly. NCBI's taxonomy places the organism in Eukaryota, Fungi, Ascomycota, Pichiomycetes, Serinales, Debaryomycetaceae.
UGAUUGUUAACGUUAUAGACUAAUUGAACGGAAAUUAUGAACGGAUCUGGGUUUGACUGGCUUCAGGCUAGUUCGACAAACAACAGUGGUUCUGUUCUGCCUGCACCUAUGGUCUCAUUCGGUGGCAAUGAUGGUGAUAACAAUGGUAAUACGACAGGUAUCUACAAUACCAGUACUCCUUCUUUACAGGUAUCUAACAAUGGAGGAGGAGGAGGUCAUGACUCACAAGGAGUGUUAUUUCCUCCCGAUAGGAACCAUUUGGCUGUCCUGUCAAGCAAUGGAAGCUAUACAAACAAUAAUGGGCUUAGUUCAAGCCCUCAUCAUCAAUCAAUGCUUGAUAUCUCUAUUGCGUCACCUGUGACUAAUCCGAACAAUCCGAUUGCAUCCAAUCCAAAUCUUGUGAGACCUCAUGCUAACUCUCUUCAAAUACCAGGGACUAGCAGAAGUAGUAGUGUGAGCGAUAGUUCAUCUCGUCCAACGCUUCACACCCAAGAAAGUAGUAUCCCACUCUCGCUUCAAACCCACGAACUUACAUUCCAAGAAUCAAAGACAUACAUGAGGUGGUACAGUGACAUCUUGGCCCGUACAAAUGCCAGAACCAUUAGCAUGUCGGAUGUCUAUUCAUUCUUGAGCAACUUCAAAAUAUCAGAAGCCUCAAAAGAGAAGAUUAACAAGAUUUUUGUUAAAAAUCUCAGAUCCAUAAACAUCGGGGAGUUUUUUGCUCUCUUACGAUUGAUUUCUCAUACUCUCAAUGGUCAAGAACCUUCACGUACCCUCAUCAAAAUUCAGGCUCCUACACCAUCUCCACCUUCAAUUCUUUCUAAGAAACGUCACACAGAAGAUGAUGGAGAAGAUGACCUGCCUGAAGCGGAUACAGUGGUCCCAGACACAAAUAAUAUCAUGAAUAACAUUGGCAAUAAUGAUCCACAGAAACCUUUGGAUUUGGAUAGCUUUACCCAGUUUAUGCUCACUGGUGAGAGACCUGAGGAAACGCAACAAAAAAAGAGAAGAUCAAAGAAAUCUAAGUCUGUUAAGUUUUCAGAUCAAAUAGUUACGGAUAUUCACGAUGCAGAUUCAUUGACAAACAGUGUUUCAUCUCCAUCACCUCAGCCACCUCAACAAGAUAUUGAUUAUUCAUUACCAAUGGAUCAACUUCUUGGGAAGAUCAGACAAUCACAAGCCGUGCAACCACGCGAUGUUGAAGAGGAAGAAAUUCUUAAGAGUAUGGAGACACAAAUCAAUCACUUCCAGAACUUGAAUACUGUUGAUAUGACCACCUCGGAAGAUUAUAAUAGACAAUUGCUUAGACCAAAUAUGACUGGACCAGCACAAAUGUCUCAGAUGUUUAGUCCCUCUCCCGAGCCACAAGAGGAAGUGGGAUACCUUCAACCAAACAUGACUGGACCAGCACAAAUGGCAAAAUUACAACCAAACGUUACCGGGCCAGCAGAUAUGGCUCGACUAUUCCAACCGAAUGCUAGUAAUGAAAAUGGCAAUCCAACAAUAUCACUUCAAUCAUUUUCAAAUCAAUUGACUGGGAAUACUCUUUCCAAUACAGUCCAAAAUUCAAGAUCAUUUUCUCAGGGUUCACAGAAUAAUGAUAAUUAUAAUAGACCAAUGGCACCUCCACCAGUGCCGCAAAAUAGACGCAGUAGGUCUUCAUCUUCCCCAACCCCGCGGGUAUCUUCUCCACUAUCAUCCAUAUACACACAGCCUCAACCUCAACAACCAAUGUUUGAAGCACCCGUGCCACCUCCAGUUCCGCCUAGAAAUGUUUCAUCACCACAGAAUGGAAGGUCACAGCCACCACCACCCCCACCAUCUAGAAGACGGACAGCAAGUACGGCCAAUUCCACUAUAAGCCCACCACCACUUCCUCCGAAAGUAAGCAUUCACGAAUCUCCAUAUGAACAACCACCGAUUUAUACUAACGACAACGGGAACGACAGUACCUCGAACCUUCUUACUGAUUUGAAAGCUCUUCAAGAUGAAGUUGAUAAAAUUAGAAAUAUGACAGGAGGGUUUUAACAUUUUAUUUCAUAUCAUUAUAUAUACAAUAUAUAUCAUAAACAUC